This is a messenger RNA of Adineta steineri, 507 nucleotides long. NCBI's taxonomy places the organism in Eukaryota, Metazoa, Rotifera, Eurotatoria, Adinetida, Adinetidae. The record is from the annotation of a GenBank genome assembly.
AUGGCAUACUUUCAUUUUGAUAGUUUUGAUGUAUCUCGUGCAAGUCGUAUGGUCCAAAUUCCAAAUGAUCCUAUUGCAAAAUUAAUGUAUUAUUUGGAUAUUGUAUGUACUUUGGUUGAGUACAAGGAUCAUAGUCUUGAUCGAUUACGUAAUUAUUCCAACUAUAAGAAUUUAUCUGAUAAUGAAGUACGUGUAUUAUAUAUUACAUGUGCUGCAUUAGAUCCUGAUGAACUUAUUGGUAAAGUUAUGUUUGAAGAUGAAGAUGGUGAUGUAAUUGGUGCAUCACUUAAUCGUAUUUAUGAUGUGUCACAAGUUCGUCAUAAACUGCUUGUAGUCAAUUCAAUAUUUAUUGCUGGACGUAAUCGAGAUGUUCAGAAAGUUAUGUUUUAUAGACCAGAAUGGCUCAAAACCUAUUAUAUUCAACCUAUGCUAACAUUUACUGUUGCAAUUGAACAACAAAAACGACGACAAGCCAUCAAUGAUUUACUAGACUUUUUCAUAAAUUAA